GGUCCAGUGUUGACAGUCUGCUGGUCUAGGCCGUCUCUGUGUGUUGUGUUGGUCGUUCCAGUGUUGUCGUGUGCAGCCAUGGCGGCGGCUCAGCACACCCCCACUAGACUGCUGCACCUGCUGAGCCUCGCGUGUCUUUGGCUCCUGGUGGCCGCUGAGUUCACCCACGACCGCAAGAGAGUGGGGCCUUUAGACAUGGUGCGGGCGGAACACGGGUGCCUGGAGAAGUUUGACGUGAGUGAAAGCACCAUCAUAAGAACGGAGGACUCCCGUAUGCUAGGGGCGCAGUUCCUCAAUGAAUCUGACGUGGGCAACAGGGAAGACUGCCUCGCCCUCUGCUGCGCCACACGAUUCUGUAACGUGGCGGUGUUCGAAGAGAAGCACUCGGGGUCUUGUUACCUGUUUGACUGUGGGAAACACGAGGACCUCAAGUGUCAGUUCACGAGCCACUCCUACUACACCUCUGCCGUGCUGCGCGUCAACAGGCACCAGCUGGAGCUUGGCCUGUGGUCUGAGCAAAGCCAACACGAGGCAGAGCUGGCUAAUCUCAGCAAGGGUUUGGGGGACGCAGGGGAGACCUUGAGUGGGCCAAGGUCACGCAACCUGCCCCCCACCACGCCCCCACAGCAGCCACCACCACCGCCACCUCCCACCCCCUCACGCGUCACCAGCCCCACCACCACCACCGCCCCCACCACACCGCCCACCACCACUACCACAACCACACCCAAGCCGACACUGCCUCGUAAGUAUUCCAUUGAUUUAUGUGUCUCUGUUAAUACAUUUUUGUGUCUAUUAACCCCUUCAGUACUGGGACACAUUUUUACCUUGAGAUUUCUGUACCAUUAGACCAUUUUAUUGACAUUAGGAAAGGU
Portunus trituberculatus (swimming crab) is the source of this 875-nucleotide messenger RNA. RefSeq names its product probable serine/threonine-protein kinase irlC. Lineage: Eukaryota; Metazoa; Arthropoda; Malacostraca; Decapoda; Portunidae. The record is from RefSeq and is a predicted model, not a curated record. The coding region runs from base 79 to 849 and encodes 256 amino acids. The transcript has 3 exons.